Messenger RNA from Aspergillus glaucus CBS 516.65, 810 nucleotides. RefSeq lists its product as uncharacterized. NCBI's taxonomy places the organism in Eukaryota, Fungi, Ascomycota, Eurotiomycetes, Eurotiales, Aspergillaceae. The record is from RefSeq and is a predicted model, not a curated record. The transcript has a single exon. Bases 142 to 771 code for a protein of 209 amino acids.
AAAAAAAAAAAAAAAAAAAAAAAACCCCUCCUCUCUGGCUCGAAUCCAAACUAACAGACGUCAACAACGCCAGUCUCGCUCAACUCAUCUGCUGCAUGCUGUUCCUUCUCCCACCAACCUCAAACUGACAUCAAGAAUGAUAUGAAGGGGUCACAACUUAUGAUAAGAGCGGAUAUUAAAGCGCGGUGGGUUGUUCAGCGGGAGAGUUAUCUUCACGAGGAGAUUCGUGCCCUGCGCAAGACCUCAUCACUACAGCCACUAGUGCCGCAUCCGCACCUCCACGUCCUUUCUCCCCUCACAGCCGAAGAAAAACCACAACUCAGCGCCUAUGAAGCACAACUCCGCCACUUAGACACUCAAUACACAGAACACAAGCGCUACAUGUGGUUCCUAGAAGGCGGGAAACCACUAUCCGCCCUUGGCCGGGCAUUCGAGACAUGUCGGAAAAAUCCAAACUGGUAUCUAUCCAAAUGGUUGCGUCGGGACUGUGCUGGGCGCGGGGGAUGUUGUGGACGAAGCUGUGAAUGCUGUGGGAGGUCUAGGGAGAUUGUGCGCUGGGAAUGGAGGAGGGGGGGUUGUACUAGUGCUUGUGGGUGUUGUGUGCGUGCUCAUGCUGUCAGUGGUGUGGAGGGGAAGGGGAAUAGGAAGGUGGAUGAUUAUUUGGAAAUGCCAGCUAGUAUCACUGGUUCUUGUAAAACGAUGUAUAAUGUGCGAAUGCAUUUUGCGUAUAUAUGGGGGUUUGACUUAUUGGAUGACGUUAAUGGGAGGUGAUUCGAGAUGUAAAGGACAAAAACACUGUCCAAAUACGGC